AUGAAGGGAUUCUUGUGGUCUAAGAGCAAGAAAUCCUCGGGUAACAAAGGUAACGAGAAGACGAGCCGACAUACUAAACGGUCCAUCUCGUCGUCGUCGUCGUCAUCGUCCUCCCUGAAUAUAUUACCACAAACUGCGACAGCUGAGACCCUCACCAAUUCAUUACGCGACAAAAGUUCAAGUUCGAAUUUAUCUGUCUCUUCAAGUCGUCAACAUCACUUGUCAAAGCACAGCAUUAAAUCAAUUGGUAAUGCACCAGUGGACCCUAUGAAGAGACAGAGUUCUUUAUCGUCAGCGGACCAUCAUUCUACAGAACGGAAAAUAUAUAGCUCUGAUGCACAUGCAAGAUCUUCAAGAAGUAUAUUGCCAAAUCAUCAUUUAAACAUGAUGUCAUCUCAUAAUCCUUCAAGGGAAGAUACACAAUCAAUUAUAUCUAACGAAACUGCAACCACUGUAAAUGCAUCCAUUGCAUCAAAUGACGAUUCUCAUCCUACACAUCAUAUAAGUAAAGAAGAUAUUGGCGGCCCAAUAUUGUCUCCAGUGAGUUCAUCUUUACAACCAUCUGGGAUCAGAAAGAUCAACACGGUCCAAUCGUCAUUAACGAACGAACAACAACAGAGAAGAGACACCAUUACACGGUUGCUCGUCCAUCUGAAUGAUGACAAUUUCGAUACAAAUACUUUUAAAAUCGGUUGGGUGAACAGAUCCCACGGUCAAAUUAUGGCUCAACAACAGCCACAUACUCAACUGCCGCACUCGAAUUCUACACAGCACUUAAGAGAGAGGAAAAUGUCUCAUAGAGAAAGUGUACUCUUUGGAGCUGAUAUGUUAGCACAAUUGAGUAGUAUGGAAACCGAAUCCCAUAGGGAUUCAGUUCGUUUAGAUUCAGGAAACCAAAGAAAUAGUACGAUCGUUGAUGCACAAACUAUGGUUCCAGAUUAUAGGAUUUAUCGUGCAGAAUUGAAAGGUUGUCUAUUAAAUUUAUAUAAGGAUGGACUUGGUAGUAACAUAAAAUAUUUUGAUCCAACUGCUAUCCCACCGGAAGUAAAUGAACCACAACGUAUUGAGAACUCCAACAAGAUAGAGUUUAAUGAUAAUAAACCGAACUUACAACAAGUAUCGAACAAACGAGCAACAAUCUCAGGAUCAAAGUAUUUCAUGACUGACGUUCCAUCAUCAAAGAGAGGAAUUGAUCCAGAUCAUAAUAAAGAACACAUAGACCCCAAAGCUAUAUUACCUAUAGAGAUAAAAUAUUUAAGUGAAAAAUAUCCACACCCAAAUUUAAAAUUAGAUAAAGAAGGUAGGAUAAUUGGCGGUGAUGUUGAAAGCUUAUGCCAUGCCGUUUUAUUUUCACCAAUGUCGUCAGGAAAACACAGUGUUAGCACAAGCAAAAAACAGAGAACAAUUGUGAAUAUCCUGUUACUUCUUCCAUUAGUUGAUUAUUUUAUCAAAUUUAUUAUAACUUUCAACCAAUUUGGUCUCACUUUCACAAAACACAAGAUGAAAUUAACCACUACGUCUUUACAAUACCAUAAUAUUACGAAUGAAAUGGACGAUCAACUCUCAGAGAGAUUAGCCCUAGUUGGAAAAACUAUUCUUGACAUCAUGCCAGGAUUCCUAUUAGAUGAACAAAUAUUCCAAGCCACAAUUGCAUUACUUAAUACUAUAUCUCUUCACAAUGAUGAACUAUCGAAUAAUUUAAAGAUCUCUAUUGCUAAUAGACAUAAUGAAAUGACUUCAUUGACUUCAUAUAUUAGAGUUGAUCCAUCUGUUUCUCGGACUAAUUCAUCUACCAGUAAAGUUAGUGGGAAUAGUCUUUUAAAUGAUGUUCUUGACUUUAAAAAAUUCCUUGAUGUUGAUACCACUUUUUUUGCCAACGAAGUUCAUUUAAUCAACUUAAAAUUUGACAAAAUUUGGACACCUCGAGAGGAUUAUUCUUUGUUGUAUUCAUCAAAAUAUAUUAAUCAAAACAUACUGGCGUUAAAUCCGUUGGUAUUCAACAAUUCUGAAAAUUUGCACUUUUUGGGGAGAUUACUUGUGUGUCAUUUGUUCCCAUCUAAUCCAUUAUCAAUUACACCAAAAACAAGGGCUAAGAUUUUAAGAAAAUGGGUUCAAUUAGGUUGUAAAUUUGAACAUUUAGGUGACAUGGUAUCAUGGUUAGCAAUUGCUACAGUGCUAUGUUCUGUGCCGAUCCUAAGAUUAUUUAAAUCAUGGCAAUACGUUUCUGAAACUACGUUAAAGAUUAUAUUUAAAGAUUGGGUUCCAACAAUUGCUCAAUUGGAGAGAAGACAGGCCUCAUCGAAGUCAACAAGUAGUGUAUUCAUAUUGGCACCUCCAAAUUUAAAUGAUCCAUUUAUAAGAGACAAUGUAAUCUCAUAUUUUGGAGACUUAAUUAUAUACGCUGAUGAUUUAUCCCAAAAUACAAAAUUUAAAUAUCUUGAAAAGAAAAUCAAUAGGACAAAAAAUGCAUUCCAUAAAUGGCAGCAACGAUUAGAAACUGUAAAAGAAACAGCCAAGGGACCUAUUAAAACAAACAAUUUGGAAAGUAUUGAUCCAAAAACAAGUAGUGUUUAUCAGUUCUGGAAGUACCACGUUACCCAACCUUCUAUCAAUAUUGAAAAUAUAAUGAAACUGAGUCUUCAAUAUGAACCACCGGCGAUUGACCCAUAUUUAUAUUCUGGUAUGAAUUCAAGAAGGAGUCCGUUAUUAACAGGAAGCUAUCUACCUAUUUUAUUUAAUGAAUUGCAACCCAAUUACAGUUUAUUCCCAAAAAAGUCUUUGAUUGGUGCAGCAGGACCGACUAUUAACAAUACUCCUGCUAUACCCUUAAGAUCAUCUGCCCGCAGAUCCAGUACCUUAUCAACGAUUGGUAAAUCUGAGUCUCUGUUAAAUUUAAAUGCUCCAAGUAGUGGCAAUGAUACAAACCAGAUUACAGGCAUUGGAAAAAUCGAUGGACCAACUAUCAAAGAACUUGCACAAAGACAAUCGACCCAACAAACAUUAAUGAAGUCUAUUAGAGAUAUGUUUAAUAUUGAUACUGAUCUAUUUCAUGUGACAGAUGAUCUAGUUUUUAAGUCCAAUAUCGAAAAAGCUGUCAAGUCGAGACCUACAAGUAUAGUCGUAGAAUCACCAAGAAAAUUUUCACAACAAUCUUUCGGUAAUAACUCUUCAAGAGAUUCACAUGACAUGAAUAGAUUGAGCAAAACUUUAGAAAAUAUGAACUUUUUUGAAGGCAUUGGGAACGUUUCUGACACUUUUAAUGAAUCUGUUAUAGAUGUCGUAUUAAAAUCCGCUUCACUAGAAAGAAUAUUUGAUCUACUCGUCCUUACAGCAAAUGUAUUCUCUAAGUUAGUUGAUACCAAGGAUUUAGAAAAUCAUUUUAAACAUAAAAAUAGAGGGGUCAAUGCGCGAGAAGGGAAAGAACAAAAUUCUAUGGGAUUACUUGAUUACGCUUUUGUUAAAUUGGUUCUAGAUGAUGACGUUUUCACAGAAACAUUUUUUGACUCUUAUAGAAGUUUUACUACUACAACAAAUGUUUUAGAAAACUUGGCAAAGAGAUAUAUCGGUGCGAAGAGUUGCGCUGUAACAAUCACAUCUAUGUUAGAUCUAGGUAAGGAUCCAAAAAACCAUGUAGAGAAUCAAAAUUUUCCAAAUUGGAAUUCAAAAAUUCUGGAUGAAAAAUAUGUUAACUUGAUUUAUGUAGCUAAGAUCCAGAUAGGGGCUGCUGAAGCAAUUCAUCAUCUAGUUUUAAAUCAUUAUAGCGAUUUCACGGAUGAUCCGAAAUGUAAUUCUAUUUUCUUUGAUAUUCUUAAAGUUAUGGAAAAAGAAGUUACUUAUGAAUGGUCAUCAAGAUUACAGAAUAUUAAAGAAGAGGAAGAUGAAUACGUUGGUUCGUACGAAGAUGUUUCCAAGCUGGUCGAAAAAUUAACCCAACUUUUCCAAAUGACCAAAGCUACGUAUCAGAAGGAACUAUACAGACCAGUCGGUAUCAAUAGAACGCAAAAGAAGAUAACCGAAAUAUUAGAAUCAUUUAAAUCAUUUUCUUAUGAUGAACUUAGAAGUUUGCUGAAUAGUAAACAACUCGAUGAUAGCUUAUUGGCUGAGUUCCAGAACAUUAAACAUGAUAACUACGAAGGAAUUCUUAAUUGGCUUCAAGAUUUAAAUAACUUUAUUGCGGAAAGAAUGCAAUUUAUCGACAAACGAGACUGGAUAGCAGUUUAUCAAAUAUUAGAACUAGAGUCUUCGAAAUCAUUGACCUCCUUUUACAAUUAUCCACUAAAUGUGCUUUCUUCCAACUUGGUUAACACAACAUCUGCUCAACUAAAAGAUUUAGAAAUUUUGAAUAUAAUCACAUGGGUUUCAACUCUUGUAACCACAAAUAAACUAUCAGAGAACCAAUCUUUGAUAUUAGAAAAACUACCAAACUCUAUCCAAAUCAUCAUUAAACUUCAUCAUUCAUUAACUGCAUUUUUUCAAGUUAUAAUUUCCAAUUCGAAAAUAAGUCUAAAUGAGCGUAACGGUGUGUGUGCUGUUCUUAUUCAAAUGCUGAAUUAUACGCGCAACAAGAAUGCAACUUUAGAUCUAUUCGAAUCAACGGAAUCUGCUGAUCCACAUGUUCUUUCGUCACAUAUACCAUCUUUUAUUGAAAGUGCUAUUUCAAAUGCAAUCAUUUCUCCUGAAAGUAGAUUCUACGAACAAAGCUGGAAAAAUGGACACGCUUUACUCUGCCGUAAUCAAGAUCCUUCACACCAAAGUUUUAAUUCUAUUGGUGAUAUACUCGAGGGUAUUGACGAUAAGCAUAUGAAAUCUUUUAUAGAAAUUGAUAACGUGUUUGAUUCAUGUAUCCCAUCACUUGCUCCAUGCCCUGGGUGGCUAAUCUGUAGGCUACUGGAAAUAUCUCAAUUCGUUCCAAAUAUGAGUAUUUCUAAUACCAGGCUAAUUAACUUUGAUAAGAGAAGAUUUGUGCAUAACAUUAUUUCUAAUAUUUCUGCACUAAUACCUGGUAAAACUAAAAAGUUGUCAAGCAAAUGUGGUUAUAUUUUAAUGAAUGAUUUCCAGGAUUCGGACAAGUCUUUCAGAAAGGCAAGUAAGGAACUUGCAUUAUCUGAAGCUAGAGAAUCUAAAUAUCAGGAAACUGGAGUCUUCAAUGAUAUUCUAAUUUUAGAAGUUGACAAAAUCAGAAGAGAACAGUCAAAACUGAAUAGUCUACGUACUCAAGAGCGCGAUGCUAUCCAUUCAAAUAAAAUGCAACAGGAUAUCAAUAGACAAAAAGGUGGGUUUUCUUCAAUGAACUCUCUUCAAACUUCCUCUCAUUAUGGAUCGUCCAGCGUUUCAUCGACGAAUGGGAUUGGUUCUACUUCUGGCACGAUGUCCAAGAAAAGUAGAAACUCUAUAACAAAUCUACCUAACAGAAGUUCUGUUGGUUCAGCAAACCAACCUUCCCAAGCUGGGGGUGUUAGCAAAAAAUUAGGUGGCUUUUUCAGAAGACCAUUUUCUAUUGCGGGUUUUAACACAUCGAUAUCGAAUUACUCGCUAAACAGCUCAAUUUCACAAGAUGUUGGUUCGAAGAAGGUUAUCGAAUCAUAUCUGUUACCAGAUUUGACGAACCAAGUCAUCAAUGAUUCUAAACCUACAUUGUGUUUGAAAACGUUUGAAAUCAAAAGUAUUUUAGAAAUUAUGAAUCAUCGAAAUAUUCCAGCUUAUUCAUUCUCCUUCAAGAUAAUAAUGCAAGAUAAUCACGAGUAUACAAUCCAAGCGACUAGCUCAGAGGAUUUAUAUGAAUGGAUAAAGAUGAUCAAGGCAUCGAAAAGGUAUUCAUUCCAUUCCAAAAAGUUCAAGGGACGGACUUCAAAUAAGGUAUUUGGUGUACCGUUAGAAGAUAUAUGUGCUAGAGAAGGUACGGUGAUCCCUACGAUCAUUAUUAAGUUAUUAGAAGAGAUCGAAUUUAGAGGUCUAGAUGAGGUCGGUUUAUAUAGAAUACCUGGCUCUGUAGGUAGUAUCAAUGCCCUGAAAAAUGCUUUUGAUGAAGAAGGAGCAACAAGCAACACCUUUACCUUGGAAGAUGAUAGAUGGUUUGAAAUUAAUGCUAUUGCAGGUUGUUUCAAAAUGUACUUGAGAGAAUUACCUGAUUCCUUAUUUACAAACGAAAAAGUUAGCCAAUUUACCCAAUUAGCACUAAGUCGCAAAUCCAAUGAGAUUUCAUUUGACGUUUAUAAGAGUAAUAUGACCACAUUAUUGAAUCAAUUGCCUGUUUGUUAUUAUCAAACCAUGCGCAGAAUUGUGCUACAUCUAAACAAAGUACACCAACAUGUAUCUACAAACCGUAUGGAUGCGUCUAAUUUAGCCAUCGUCUUUUCAAUGAGUUUCAUUGAUCAAGAAGAUCUAUCUAACAGCAUGGGCCCAACUUUGGGAGCUGUCCAAUCAAUUCUACAAGACUUUAUCAAGACACCUAACGAUUACUUUAUAGAAAUGAAAUAA
Maudiozyma barnettii is the source of this 6477-nucleotide messenger RNA. RefSeq names its product GTPase-activating protein BEM2 (gene BEM2). The record is from RefSeq and is a predicted model, not a curated record. Gene Ontology annotation, biological process: regulation of GTPase activity; small GTPase-mediated signal transduction. Bases 1 to 6477 code for a protein of 2158 amino acids. The transcript has a single exon. NCBI's taxonomy places the organism in Eukaryota, Fungi, Ascomycota, Saccharomycetes, Saccharomycetales, Saccharomycetaceae. Gene Ontology annotation, molecular function: guanyl-nucleotide exchange factor activity. Gene Ontology annotation, cellular component: cytoplasm.